CCUCAAACAACUAUGCAAAUCAAUAGGCACGUGUUAGAUUGACAUUAUCAGCUACGGCUCCGGUCUUUAGGAUGCCAUGUCCAACAAGUUCCUUACAAAUAGAGGGUCGUUUUUUUCUGUGAAAUCAUGUCAUCGUACAAUCGCUGCGCAAUAGCCUACAACCGACAACAGAUUUCGCGUGGGAAACAUCAAUAGGUCCCAGUCCCCUGAACUAAAUCCACGCCGUGAUUUUCAGCACUCCGAGGUUGAGGCAGGUAGUCUGUGCUGUCGUUCGUGUCUGUGUUCAAAUUCAAAACACGGACUGCGCUGCGAGUCCCGCUCCACUUGCCACAGGUGGUUCGUCUCCUCCGGGUUUUACUUAUUCUUCAGCACUUUCUCUCGGAGUUGCCGGAGCUCCCUCGCCUGUUUUGCCCGAUAUCCUCCAACUUGGGUAACGUCUCGCAGCCCCGUGGACUACUACACAACUGCAUCCUUUGAAAAAUAUGGCGGGACCACCGCCAAAGCAGCCUUCUGAACACUCGCGACUAAUUGGACGUGUCGUUUUAUAGGCGAUUUUACGCGAGCAUUUGCUGUUUUAAUUACAGAACUCUGUUCGCCAUCUGGAGUUUGUUGAACAUGCCGUUUCACCUACGGACUGUGGAGCCCCAGCGCGUGUGCAGGUUGAAGGGGAAGAACCGCAGGGCUCCCGGAGAUGAGAGCGGCUUUGUGGUGGUGGACGGGAGGAAAGUUCGGAAGCCCGUUUUGUUUUCGUCCCUGGAGGAUGUUUGUAGCCAAACACUUACCGGUAUUCUUCUUCAACUAUCGGACCUAUCUCGACACGCCAGCGACGUGUUCCUGGACAUAGAGACCCAGGCUGGAUUGGUCUCGCGAAGAACCCACCGGAUUCAGCUGCGCCUGGAUGUCCUGCAGAACACCGUGCGCAAGUCUGAUCCCAAGAAGACCAAAAUCCCGGUGUCUAGCCUGGACGAGGAGAGCAAGUGGACGGUGCACUAUAGCGCCCCCUGGCACCAGCAGGAGAACGUCUUCCUGCCCGGCUCACGCCCGCCCGCCGUAGAGGACCUGCACCGCCAGGCCAAGGUCAACCUGAAGACCGUGCUCAGAGAAUGUGAUAAGUUGAGGAAAGAUGGCUUCCGCAGCUCUCAGUACUAUUCUCAAGGGCCCAUGUUCUCAGGCCCCGCCCCCGAACUCAGCAGCCAACCAGACGAGGAGGACGCUGAUGACAUGGACAGGAAGUCUGCUGCAUCAUCCAUGGAGGAAGAGAACUCUUCACAGCCAAUGAGGGCCCAGACAACAGCUCAGGGGGAGGGUCCAGACACAGUCGACGCCCCCAGCUCUUUAGGCCCCGCCCUGCCCACCCCCGAGGAGCGAAUGAGGCAGCAGGCGCAAGCCGUCAUCACCGACAUCGUCCCAAUCAACGUCACAGGGGAGACGUUCGACCGCCAGGCCAGCGUGCGGCGCUCUAUGCUAAACUCUGAUACGGUGGCCCGCAGGCCCAAAAAGGUCAAGAGGAGAAAGACUAUUUCAGGGCUGCCGGACAACCUCCAGCAGGAACUAGGUACGGUACGGCCGCCUCGGCUCCCUGCCCUCCUUCCUGUCGCCGCGCUCUCCUCUGCGGCCAUCUUCCCAUCAUGCACCUCUGCCAUGUAUGCUAAUCGCACAGCAGCAGCAGCAGGUGCGGGCCGGUGUGGAGAGGUGCGUCCCCACUCCAUGUUCCUGCCGGGUCAGUUCUGCACUCUGGGCCGCUCGAGCAGCGUGAGCGUGAGCGUGACCUCUGACCUGCGGCGCUCGGACACCUGCGACUCCGGCGUGCAGACGGAGGACGUGCGGGUCGUCGUGGUUCCCCCCAGCGUGCGCCGCAUCCGGGCCCAACGCGGCCACGGCAUCGCCGCUCAGAUGGCCGGAAUCCUGAGCCUGAUUGGCUCGCCCGCCGCCGGAGCCCCGCCCCUCUUCUUCAACGGCGACGCCCACCAGCAGCACCAGCGCUUCCUGAGCCUGCCGCGCGGCGCCCGAGUCUCGCUCCACGCAGAGCCGCUGUACAGUAGCACCCCCUGCAGGCCGGAGGAGAGAAGUGCGCCCGCAGGCACCGCUAGCACCUCCAGAGGGCAGAUCGGGCGGCUGCAGGUGGACGACACGGCGGUGCACCUGAGGAGCUCCCCUCGGCCAGGUGCGGGGGGGCGGCCGCGCUCACAGGAGGUGAGGGGCACGGGGGGGUCAGAGUGGGGGGGUCGUGGUGGUGGGGGGGCCGGGGGGCCGGUGUGUGUGCUGGUGUCUCCCCACGCCGCCUACUCCACCUCCGUCAUCCCCAACGCCACGCUGUCCUGCUCCGCAGAGGUCAUCGCCCUGCACACGACCCCCAGUGGCCCCACCCCCCACCCGCCGCACGGACGCCCUCUCAGCAUGACGGUCGCCACGGUGACCAACGGAGAGGGCCACGGCCGCCACGCCCACAGCUGCUCGGACGUCGCGUCCAGCACACACACGCUCCACAACAGCCAAUCGGACGCCGCCGCCGCCGCCGCCGCAGGAACCCCCGGGGACGAGCACUGGAUCUACGACACGCCCGAGAACGUGGCGCCCCGACGACGACCUCUGACCUCCAGCUGCUCCACCCCCAUCCAGCAGCUGUACGGCAGCCUGGAGAGGUCGUCUCUGGAGCGGUCGCCGCGGGAGACGGACUCGGGCUCGCUGUGCUCCGUGGACGCGGACGGCUACUACACCUCCAUGCACCUGGACUCCGGCCUGCGCUCGCGUUGCCAAGGCAACGGGGCGGCGGGCAGAGUACCCACGACGCGCCACAGCAUGUACGAGUGCCUGGGCGCCCCCGGCAACGACGACGAGCACGCCGGCGGUUUCUACGGCGACGGCAGCAGCACUACGCUCUCGCGCUCCAUCUCGCUCCGCAAGUCCAAGAAGCCGCCGCUGCCGCCCGCACGCACCGACUCGCUACGCCGCCGAGCGCCUCGCCAUGCCACCGCGAGCGCCCAAUCAGAGUCAGACGACGGGCGCGUGCUGCUCAACGCCUCUCUGAUGGCGUCGCUGCAGCACUCCCUGCAGCUGGGCCUGAGGGGCAAGAUGGCGUCCAAGUCCGCCUCCGCCUCCCACAGCCCGUCCAGCGACUACGACGAGCCCUGGACACACACACUGCGUCCGCAGAGCAGCCAGAGCAGCCUCAGCGCCGGCAGCAGCGGCCUCUCGCCACACACACACACACACACACACACCAACGCUAACGUGUACGCCCUGUGCCACGUCACGCCCGCACACAGCGACACCAGCAGCCUGCGCUCAGACUACACCGACUCCUGGGCCUACUACAUGGACCAGACGCACACACACACACACACACACACACACACGCCGUCCCCUGGACACACACACGCCAGUGGGGCGGGAGGAGGGGCCUUGGACGGGCAGACGGGGGAGGGGCUGGCGAACGGCGAGCGAGCGGCCCCUCAGGCCACAGCGCCCCCUGGCGGUCAGGAGGGGUCAGUGCUGGCGAUGGCGAAGGCUCAGGCGGGGGGGGGGUCGUCGUCUCCGGAGCGCGUGCAGCGGCUCACCUCGCCCUCCAGCGGCUACUCGAGCCAGUCCAACACGCCCACCGCGGUUACGCCCGUGCCCUCCUUCAUGCGCUGCCUCUCGCCCGCCGCCGUCGCCGCCGGCAACAAGCCACGCCCGCGCGUGCCGGAGAGGAAGUCCUCGCUGCUGUCGUCCGCGUCCAUUUCCUCCUCGUCCACCUCGCUCUCCUCCAACACCUCCGACUCCGCACGCAACCCCCCACCCCCUCCACCCCCUCUACCUGUGACCUACGACCUCCUGACCUCCGACACGCCCCUCUCCCCGCCGCCACCCUUCCCCGCGCCCCCUCCCCCCGUUACCCAGAUGCCCUCCUCCGCUCUACCCACAACCCCCCUCUCCUUAGCCCCGCCCCCUGCCUGUAGCUCCUCCCCCGAGUUCCCGCCGCCUCCCCCUGAGCUGCUAUUGGACGCCAUGAUGCUCAACAGCGUCCAGCUGCGCUCCGUCAGACGGCCCGCCGGAACCCACGCAGAACCUCCCGGAACCCACGCAGAACCUCCCAGAACCCACGCAGGACCUCCCAGAACCCACGCAGAACCCCCGCCGCCCGCACAGUUGCCCCUGGCAACCCGCGCCGCCCCUGAGCAGGACGAGUCCCACCCGCCCGGCGCUCCGGAGCCGAGCCAAUCAGAGGAGGGGCCUGCAGACGCACGGGACAGCGGCCAAUCAGAGGAGAGUCCUGCAGACGCACGGGACAGCGGCCAAUCAGAGGAGAGUCCUGCAGACGCACGGGACAGCGGCCCGCUCUGCAACGGCUCUGACCACCACGAGGGACGGACCUGCGCCCCUAACGACUCAGCACACCCGCCGCAGCAGGAGGAGGAAGAGGAGGAGGAGGAGGAAGAGGCCCAGCCUGCCGCCCCUCAGAGCCCUGCCCCUGCUCCUGCUCCUGCCCCUGCCCCUGCCCCCAAGCAGAAGCCCCCCGUGGCCACCAAGAAGCCCAAACUGCCCCUGGGGAUUAUUGCCCCCCGCGGGUCACCCCCACCCACCCCAGCCGAGGACCUGCCCCCCCCUCACACCAACGGGGUGGACGCAGCGCCCGCAGCACCGGGGCAAGAGAACGUCCAGCGCCGCCCAGAGCAACAGGGGCGCCCCCCGGUGGAGGGGCAGGACAGUGCAGCGGAGAGCACAGAGAGCGUGGAGGAGGCAGCUGACCCCCACGCCGACCCCCACGCUGACCCCCACGCUGACCCCGUGACCCCACGGGGCCUGCUGCACGGCGGCUCGGAGAGCACGAGCUUCAGGACGAGCGAGACGAGUGAGAUGAGUGUGUGUGUGAGCGAGACGAGUGUGUGUGAGCGCGAGACGAGUGUGUGUGUGAGCGAGACGAGUGUGUGUGUGAGCGAGACGAGUGUGUGUGUGAGCGAGACGAGUGUGUGUGUGAGCGCGGCCAACGGAGACGCUGAGCUGGAGGACGAGGACGAGGACGAGGACGAGGACGAGGGCAGCAGCACCACGGGGUCCGUCAGCUCCAGAGAGGACGACAACGGUGAGGUGUUUGAGUCCUCGCCGUCUCACAUCGCCAUGGUGACGCCCACCAGACCCCGCACCACAGAGGACCUGUUCGCCGCCAUCCACCGGUCCAAACGGAAAGUUCUGGGACGUCGCGAGUCGGAAGAUGAGCGUUCCCGAGGCCACUCCCCCUCCCCGCCGAUCACGCCCACCACCGCGGCGCCGACGACCCCCAGCCUGGGGACCAUGACGACCCCUCCCUCGGCGGCAACGUCGUUGUCGCGGCAACAGAGCGCCAUCCAGCGCAACCUGCGCAAGUCGGCGACGAGCAGCGACACGUUCAAGGCGCUGCUGCUGAAGAAGGGAAGUCGCUCGGAGGGAAGCUUCCGCAUGUCCGCCGCCGAGCUGCUGCGCUCCACCGACCCGCGCUUCCAGCGCACGCGCUCACUGGACACGCCCCCCGACAGCCCCACGCACACACACACACACACACACGCACACACACGCGUGGCCUACGACAGCCCGCCCGGCGGAUCGCCCAAUCACGCGCGCCGCACCACCGAGACCUGGACGCUGUCUCCGUCACGAGGCUCUUCAUCUUCGUCUUCAUCUUCAUCACCCUCCUCCUCCUCCUCCUCCUCCUCCUCGGCGGCGGGGCCCAAGUUGGGGCGUUCCAGGACGCCUCCGUCGGCCGCCAGCAGCAAGUACGGUGCGCGCUGCCGCCUGCUCAGCAGCCCCAUGACCGUCAUCUGCGAGCGCGACGGGGAGGCGGCCGAGGAGAACACCACCGUCGCCGUCACCGCGGGCAACGGCCCCAGCGGCACCAACGGCACGCUGCACGAGGACAGCAGCUAAGGCCACGCCCCCACGGGAGGACACGCCCCCUACGGGACGCUCCGCCAGCCACCGAACACUGCAGCGGCCGUCACUGUGGCAACGGGAGCACGAGCGAGGUAGAACCGCACGGGGACUGGUUCCACCCUGGGUUCCGUACAGGAACCUUGAGUCUUGAGGCUCCGCGGCUCUGUAGUUGGACUAGACAGAACCCCUCAGCUCCAGCUCACCGGGACUAAUGGGACUAAUGAACAGUGUUCCCCCCAGCUGCUGUUCCCCACAUUUAAACACCAAUCAUCUCCUCCUCUUCAUCUCCUCCUCUUCAUCUCAUCCUCGUCAUCACUUUCCUUUCUUUUGACAACAAGUGGUUUCUAUGGCAGUACUGACUCCUGGGCAUCUUGAGUGGUCUCCAUGGCAGCCUGGGCAUCUUGAGUGGUCUCCAUGGCAGCACUGACGCCUGCCGCUUGCUUUGUGUUCUUGUUUUGACCGCUUCCUCAGCUCGGGCGACCGCCGUGUCCCUUAGAGGAAGUGGACGCUCGUUGCUCGGGCGACCGCCGUGUCCCUUAGAGGAAGUGGACGCUCGGGCGAAGCUCGGAUGACUGCUGUGGUUUGGGAAAGUGUCAGAAAGGAACCGCCGAUCGUGAAGGACGAGUGACCAGCGUCAUGGCAACGAGUGACCAGCUGCUCCUGCCGUAGCAACAAGGUCACCGCAGCCUGCACAGAACCAAACCGGACUGGACCGUACUGGCGCGGCCACAUCCUGUCAUGUUGCGUUGAGGCGGCGAUAAGAGCAAUACUACUUCCUGCUGGAGGAAGCAGCCUGUGGUCGUCACGGCAGCGACAGUAGAGGACGGCCAGAGUGACCUGGCACGGGUGACCAUCUCAUGAUGUCACUUCCUGUCUGCUUGGACGGACGCUGGACUAAGAUGGGCAGGCCUGGAGUGUGUCCAUGGACAAGACAUAGAAACACACACACUUUCUCACACACACACACACACACACACACACACACUUUCUCACACACACACACAGAUAUUGAAACAGGUUUAUGAGGACAGCCUGAAUGGCCCCAGAAGGACCUAUGUCUUUUUCUUUAAGAGUGUGUGUGUGUGUGUGUGUGUGUGUGUGUGUAGUUUUGCACUGUUGAUGUGUUUAAUUUUAAUGUCCUCUGUUAGUUUGCUGAUGUUUUAAAUGUGUAAAGUGUUUGAGUUGAGCUGCCUCUCCUGCAGAGGGACUGUGUGUGUGAACAGAUAAAAAAGGUGAUUAAUGCCAAUUAACAGCUCAAGUGUGUGUGCUCUGAGUCACUCUGGUCUUUACUGCUUACCAAAGAGCCUGAUGCUUUAACAGCAGCCAGCUGAGAUCACACUCACUCACACACACACUCACACACACACACACACACACACACACACACACACACACACACACGUGUCUCAGACAGGGCUGGAGCGAGAGAGUGUGUGAGUUCCCUAACGUGACUGAAACACCAUUUCACCAUCACCCUCAGCGCCACCAUCAUCCCAACCUGUGCUGCCACCCCCCCCCCUCCCACACACACACACACACACACACACACACACACACACACACUGCGCUUUACCUGUAAAUACAGAGACAUAGUUUGAACUUAUUUUCACAUGACUUUGUAAAACAUUUUUUCAGAGCCCUUGCUGUUGAAAGGGAAGCAGCUUCCUUUUGUAGAGUAUUUAUUGUAGAGUAGAGAGGUUGU
Molecule: messenger RNA, 7588 nt
Organism: Sardina pilchardus (European sardine)
Lineage: Eukaryota; Metazoa; Chordata; Actinopteri; Clupeiformes; Clupeidae
Gene: nhsl1b
Product: NHS-like 1b
Exons: 12
Coding region: 616-5880 (1754 amino acids)
Biological process (GO): cell differentiation
Source: RefSeq, a predicted model, not a curated record